Molecule: messenger RNA, 3328 nt
Organism: Aethina tumida (small hive beetle)
Lineage: Eukaryota; Metazoa; Arthropoda; Insecta; Coleoptera; Nitidulidae
Product: CTD small phosphatase-like protein 2
Exons: 5
Coding region: 264-1733 (489 amino acids)
Molecular function (GO): phosphoprotein phosphatase activity
Source: RefSeq, a predicted model, not a curated record
GAGCGUGCGAUGCGAAUGUCCCUGUGUCGUCCGUAAUACACAGAACGUACGUGCGACCAUCCGUUCCGAUUGGCAACUGGAAUUUUUUGGCGUCCGUCUUGCCGAGAUCAUGCGCAGAUAAACUGAAUUUCGAGAAAAACGCGUGGGACGCCAUUUUGAUAUAGUGCUUUGUACCAUAGCAUCACAACUUUUCCAAAAUGCAAAUACUGGUGUGUUUUUGUUGAGUGCGCGCAAAUCGCCAAUGGUUUCUAUGGAUUUGAAAAAUGUGGCUGCGUAGUGAGAAGAAGAAUAAAUGUUACUCGAAUCUGUUGGCGAAAUCAAAAAAAUUGGGGAAAACCAUAUCAAAAUCCACUUGGCCUGCAAAAGCGGCCCGAUCGAUAAAUUUGUACAAGAAUGUGCACAAAAAAACGUUUGCCAGUUUAGAGAAGCCCAAAGCCGAAAUUGAUGCCGUUUCGGAGGAAUGUAAGGAAAACUACCAGGCACAAGUGGUACCUGAUUUGUGCGAAAACAAAAAUGUGAGCGUCGUUGAGAGCGCCAAUAACACGUCGGUCGCGCUCACGACACCGCCACUUCCGCAAGAGCCCGCCGCGAAAUCUUAUGAAUUCUACGAUACUAGCUGCGGUAGUUCGUACCAGAAACCGCAUAACACCCUAGAAAACGCAGAUCUUCCAAAAGAAAUCGAAUAUUCCUCACUGGAACAACAGCACAGUCUACAUGAAGAGACUUUUCCGGAAAAGAUGCAGCUCCGUUUGGCAGACAAGAAGUCUUGCGACAAGUUCAACACGUAUGGCAUGUUUACGGACAAGAUCUGCGAAAACAUGUACUUUGAGAACAUGUACGCGGCUCUAAAGAACGACUAUCCUGACAUGCAAUUGGACAUCGGCGAUCUCAGCAACGUGAAUACGCAAGAGCUCACCAACAUUCUCGACGAAGAGAUGGCCAAGAACGUGACGAUGGGCAACAUUGUCUACGACUACGCCACCCUGUAUCCAUCUAACGUGCCCAACAACCAGCUUAUAGCCAGCGUCGAAUCGACCGAGGAACGACUGGACCAUCAACCGGGACACGUAGAAGUCCAGGACUCUUGGGAAGCCUUCGAUCCGUACCUGUUCAUCAAACACCUGCCUCCACUUACGUUGGAGAUGCGGUCCAAAUGUCCAGCACUGCCGCUUAAAACUAGAUCGAGCCCGGAGUUCAGUCUGGUACUAGAUUUGGACGAGACUCUAGUUCACUGCAGCCUACAAGAGCUAACCGACGCCAGUUUCCACUUCCCGGUGUUGUUCCAGGACUGCUCGUAUACGGUGUACGUGCGUACCAGGCCCUUCUUCCGCGAAUUCAUGGAGAAGGUGUCGCAGAUGUUCGAAGUCAUACUGUUCACUGCGUCCAAACGCGUCUACGCCGACAAGCUGCUCAAUCUGCUAGAUCCGGAACGCAAGUGGAUUAAAUAUCGGCUGUUCCGCGAACACUGCGUUUGCGUCAACGGUAACUACAUCAAGGAUUUGAGUAUCCUCGGCAGGGAUCUGAGCAAGACCAUUAUCAUCGAUAAUUCGCCACAGGCCUUUGGAUAUCACUUGAAUAACGGGAUACCGAUUGAAAGUUGGUUUGUAGACAGGACCGAUUCUGAAUUGAUAAAACUGUUACCGUUCUUAGAAAACCUUGUGGAGUUGAAAGAGGACGUUAGACCUCACAUUCGGAACAAGUUUAAGUUGUUCAGUUAUCUGCCGCCAGACUAAAGAUAAUUAUUAUUAGACAAUCUCAAUAUUACUAAUAUCUAUGUACUUUUCACUAAAAUUGUCUUAAAGUACUGACUGACAUUGUUUUAACAUAAAAUUGUAGGUUUUUCUAAAUUAUAAGCAACUGAGGUGCCUUUUCGGAACGUCUUUUGUAGAUUUUAACAAUCAUAUUUAAUUAGAAUAAAACAAUUAGUGAUCAAUUGUGCAAUACAGAUUAGUUUUAUCGUGACUGCUUUAAAAAUGAGAUUUAGUUAGGCUACACUAUAUAUUGUUGGCAAAGACAUGUAUUUAUUGUACAUACAUUUGUUGGUCAGUAUUUUAAUAAAAUCCAUCUUAUUUAAAUAAAAAAUAACGUGUACAUAGGGGAUCAAAAUUUAGUACAGUCUAGAUUUCUUGCCAUAUAAUUAUAGGAUGAUUAUAGAAUAGUUGCAAUAUUGUGCACAAAAGUAUUUUAUUUGUUGUUAUAUUUUAGAACCGAAUAUAUAUUAUACGUAAGUAUUAUAUCUACAUGUUGUAUGUUUUAUAUUUUAUUAUCGCAUUCGGCAUAUUUAAUUUAUUAACAUUUUUCGAAUAAAUAUUAUGUUGUUGCAUUCCGGUUUAUGUGAUUAAAGUAUAGAAUUGAAAUUUAUGUAUUAUAUCACAAAACAUGUUUACUUUUAAAAUUGUUUAUUUCAUUUUAACAUAAAUAUAGUUGGCACUUGCCAUGAUACCCAUAUGAAACUUGUUACAUAAAAUAUUUAUUAAUUUACUAUUUUCAUGGUGUUUUCGAGGUUCCCUCAUUGGAUGGUUUUAACAAUCUUCUUUUGUGUAAUCUCCUCUUCUGAAAUGAAAAGUGUUUGUUUAUUAAAUUAUGCCAACUAUUCCAGGAAAAAUAAUAUUUUAUAAAAACUAACAAAAUUAUAUGUGAAAUUUGUAUUGUUCCAAAAGUUUAUUUUGCUAGCUAUAAAUUAUUUAAAUAUUUAUUUAUGUUUAUAACAUGUUAUGUACUUAUUACUGUUUCAUUUUGUUUUUGAUAUUUGUUAAUGAACUUCAAAUAUUUUCUUUGUUGUUCUGUGCCGUGUCACAUUUACCGGGAUUGGUCGCCCGCAUCUUCACGGUUUGUGUAUGUAAUUGCUAGGAAAACCACAGUAGAAAUACAAAACUGAUUCGCACCCAAACUCUUCUUGUGGAUAAUCUGAAAUCAUUUAACAUGAGAGUCUUGCGUGUUCCUUCCGUGUAAGUGUGAAGCGGUACAAAUUGGUACGUGUACACCUACAAACAAAGAUAAUGCAACUAAUUUUAAUUUAUUUUAUAUUAUCAUAGAAUUAUUGAUACUUUUAAAUGAAAUUAAUUGUUAAUUGCAUUAUUAAUUCCUUGACUGUACUGUUGUGUUGACUGUUGUAUUUCUCUGAAACUUUCAGUGAUGAAUGAUAUAAUCGUUUUUAGACUUCAAAAAUUAUCUUUAUUUUUUAUACUAUUUGCGGUGUUUGUCCCGCACUGUUUUUCACAUGUACUCAUUUUUAUAUUUAAUAAGCGAAAUCCUAUUUAAAUAAUUUUCCUUGUUGAUACUAUUGAAAAUUGUUGAAUUCGAUUCAAUAAACUACAAUUAAAUAAUU